Notolabrus celidotus (New Zealand spotty) is the source of this 3571-nucleotide messenger RNA. RefSeq names its product opsin 8, group member c (gene opn8c). The transcript has 4 exons. The record is from RefSeq and is a predicted model, not a curated record. Lineage: Eukaryota; Metazoa; Chordata; Actinopteri; Labriformes; Labridae. Gene Ontology annotation, cellular component: membrane. Gene Ontology annotation, molecular function: G protein-coupled receptor activity. Gene Ontology annotation, biological process: G protein-coupled receptor signaling pathway. Bases 200 to 1438 code for a protein of 412 amino acids.
GGAGCAGAGACAUUUGUCCUCGGAGCUUCUUGAACACUUCGCACGCGCCCCUGGGCUGCUCCAUCGGCGUGUCUUGUGCUCUGAGUUACCAUGGUGACGCAUCCACCUGCAUAAAAAGUCAGCCUUCAAGCGCUCACGUCGCUUUCAGAGAAAAGUCCAGAUUUUGCUCCGCCAACACUUCCAGAACCAGCUCCGACCAAUGACUUUAAUCUCCUCUGAGGACAACCGGACCGUCUCUGCCUUCACCUCCAAACUGACCCCAACUGCUGACAUAUGCGUCGGGCUCGCCAUCCUCUCCGUCGUUCUGCUCUCUGUUCUAGGCAAUGGGCUGGUUCUGGUGAUCUGCUACCGCAGGAGGAAGAAGAUGGUAGGCUCAGAGCUGCUGUGCGUCAACCUGGCUGUGGUAGAUUUCUUCUGCUGCAUCUGCUUCUACCCGCUCUCCAUCCUCUCCUCCUUCCACCAUGCAUGGCUCGGAGAACACAUCACGUGUGUUUACUACGGCCUUGGCUGCUUCAUUUUCGGCCUGUGUGGCAUGUUCACCAUCACCGCCAUCAGCAUCAUCCGCUACCUGAAGACUUGCUACAGCUUGUUUCAUGCUGGGUGGCUGGAAGGGACUGAUCUCCGGAUAGCCUGCUGUUCAAUCUGGCUCGUGGCUGCUAUUUGGUCCAGCUUUCCUCUGUUUGGCUGGGGCGAAUACGUCCCGGAGCCUUAUGGACUAUCCUGCACCAUCGCCUGGAGGGGCUAUCACACCUCCGCCAAGGAUGCCUUCUACGUCAUCUGCUCCUUCGUCUGCUUCACACUGUUCCCCGUGCUCUUCAUUGUGGUGUCCCAGUGCCAGAUCCUCUACAAAGUGUCCCGCUUUAGCUACUCACUGUCGUCGAGAGGCAUCCGCAACAACCUGCGGAGCACAGAGAAACGUCUCUCUAUGAUGUUUUUCUGCAUCAGCCUGGGAUUUGUGAUCGCCUGGGCCCCGUACGCUGUUGUCUCCUUCCUCUUCAUUUUCCACAAGGGGGACUGGUACAUGGCACCUGAGGGCUUCGUUUUCCCUGCGCUCUUCGCCAAAAGCUCCCACGUCUACAACCCCUUUAUCUACUUCUACUUCAACAAGACUUUCCAGCAGGAGCUCCGCUGCCUGCUCAUCACUUUGUGGCCAAGGCUGGGAGGAAAUCGAGUGGGUAUCCAGGUGGCAUCGGGCGACCAAGCUCCUUAUCCCAUACACAUCCAGCUCCAGGAGAGACGCUGCGUGAAAAAGACCAGUUUUUGUCUGUCUCAGGAUAAAACUCACAGCAAGAACAAGAGCAAGAGCAGAGGCAGAGCUACGCACACCAGCAGCAACCGUUUCCAGGACAGGCAUGUGUAUCUCUGCUGGGGGUCCACCUCAAAGAAUGUAGUAACCUUCCUGGAGUGUAAAUCUGGCUCCCAACCUGUCUCUAUAUGAAGACUUUCUGACUGCUUUUUGCUGGGAAACACAGGAUACAAAAGGAGGGCAUGAUUGCUCUAUGUAUAUCUCAAUCAACCUUUAUUUAUACUCGAGAGAUCGAGGGGCAACCCUCAUUUACAGUGAUAUCGAGUCAUUUACAGUGACAUUUAAAAAAACAAACACAAACAAACAACAAUUCAUCAAGAGUAUUAAAGUCAUCAAAUAGGAUACUUUUUUAUUUGGUUAUAAAAACAAUUCAAAGAUCAAAUAAAAUAAUACAAAUAAAAGGAGGUGUAGGGGAUUGACUAUAAAAGCACUACAAUAGGAGGGGCCGGUGGUUGAAAUGAUACAAUUAAUAUACACAGGUUAACCUAAAAUAGUUGCAGAACGGGGUUGAAAGGUUCAAAAUUAAGAUUCUGAAUUGUCCAAAAGUUAAAAGUGCAUUUAUUUCAAGACACUGCUGCAACUUGUUCCAGGAGUCAGGAGCAGAGAAACAAAAUGCAGUUUUUGCCGGUUCUGACUGAACUUGAGGAACAUGCAAAAGUAGCUGGUUUGAGGUGCGAGUCUGAUAUAAACGGUCUGGGUAAUGAAGAAGUUCAGUGAGGUAGGUUAGUAAUUUUCCUAAAACAGCUUUAUGGAUAAAAGAUUCCAAUGGAUAUUGCUUCUUUCAUGGAGAGAGCCAGCCAACCUUAUUGUACAGGAUGCAAUGAUGUAUGUGAAAGGAGUCACAAAUCGUAAAAUAAAUCGUAACAUGUGAUAAAUGAAGUCAAGGUAUUUGAGGGUUGAGGAUGGUGCGUUUCUGUAGAUUACGUCCCCAUAAUCCAAGACUGACAUUAAAACAGCCUUCACAACCCUCUUUCUACCAAACAUUGGAAAAAUAGAUCUGUUUCUAUAGAAAUAGCCGAUUUUUUUGUCUGAGUCUGUCUGCAAGAUUAUUAAUAUGUACAUUAAAGUUUAGGUUUUCAUCAAUGUAAAUACCUAGAUAUUUAUACUCUGUGACUCCUUCAUUUUUUAAUCCUGUUUUUGUGACUAUAUUUAGAUCAUUGUGCUCUACUGAUUUGGCUCUGGAGAUAUCAUCACUUUUAUUUUGUCAGCAUUCAGAACCAGCUUUAAGACAUCCAGAGUAUCUUGCAGGUUGUUAAAAGAGUCUUGUAGAUUACUGACCGCAAGUUGCAUAGAAUCAGCAACACAAUACAGUGCAGUGUCAUCAGCAUACAGAUGUGCAUGACAGUUGGGCAAAGCUAUCUACUAUGAGCUUAUCAAAGUUUUAAAUUAAGAUACUAAAAUGGGAAAGGAAUCAGACAAAAUUAAUGUUGUUCUUAAUGGAUUGUUGUUUUGUUUGGGUUUUUUUCCCUUGAUGAAGAUUUGUUUUAGUACAAUCUUGGAACCUAACUGCAACCAUCAUCUAUCAUUGUCUGAUGAUGCGUUGCUAUACAUGCCUCUGAUAAUCAAUGCCAGUUUGGGAGUAAGCUCCCUGUUGGCGCUCAACGACCUCCAGACAAGACUUUCUCUUCUAUGUGGUAUUUACACCCGCAAUGUGAAUGUCGCUCCUCAUUUGUUGCUCCAUUGCCCCAUGAGUUACGCCCAUUCAUCUGUUCAAAUAUGUCAGUUCAGCAGCCACUGAGUCACACAAACGUCUUUACUUGAACAGGACAGAAAUGCAUUCUCACAGAUGUGCAGAAGAGCAUUUCUAACUGGUGCUUCACUGUUACAGAAGUUGUCUUGCAGCACGGACACUUCCUCAGGUAGCGACAGUCACAGUGAUCAGUCAGACACCAAACCUUGAGUCUGAGUCGAGUCUCGAGUCUUCUUUGAUUCUUCUGCAGUGGGAUCACAAACUCUAAAAUACCUGCAGCUACUUGCCAAUAAUCAGAAUUUUAACAAACCAAACAUCUUGGACUCAAUGGUUGAGUCAUUUUAGUUGCUAACAUUGAUGUUAGCUUGCCAACACAGCAACAUAACCAACAGACUCACACGGCCACAAUUUUAGUCUGAACAGAAUUCCUUUAAUCAUUUUUACAUUUUCACAUUGAAAUCUGUAUGUGCGUUGAUGCACUGCCUGAAAGUCAGCAUCGCCUGGUCUGGCCACUGCCUGAUGAUUUUUGGAGAUUUGGGCAUUUGAAAGUCUUAAAAAAACAUUGUUUUGGUUUA